AUGAGUUGGGGAGCAUGGAGUACUUGUCAAAGGAAUCCAUAUGGAGUUGAUUCGCAAACGAGAACCCGGCAAUGCUCGGGUUCGAAUUGUCAGGGAGCCGCCGAUGAGUCGAGACAGUGCCAAGUCUAUCGAGAGCCGACUCCAGAAUGGAAUCAAUGGGGAUCAUGGAGCAGUUGCAGCAAGUCAUGCGGUGGUGGAGUUCAAGUCCGGCCACAGAGGAAAGGGCGUGUAACUCGCAGGCUUGUUGCUCGUGGACCCAAUGGUCAGAGUGGUCAGCUUGUUCGGUGUCUUGCGGAAACGGGAUUCAGACGAGAAAUCGCGGCUGCAGUUGCGCUGACAACUCGUGCCCCGGCUCAUCGAUUGAUG
This is a messenger RNA of Mesorhabditis belari, 366 nucleotides long. Lineage: Eukaryota; Metazoa; Nematoda; Chromadorea; Rhabditida; Rhabditidae. The record is from the annotation of a GenBank genome assembly.